Messenger RNA from Aspergillus glaucus CBS 516.65, 2062 nucleotides. RefSeq names its product putative 2-ketogluconate transporter. The transcript is spliced from 4 exons. Bases 25 to 1572 code for a protein of 515 amino acids. Gene Ontology annotation, cellular component: membrane. NCBI's taxonomy places the organism in Eukaryota, Fungi, Ascomycota, Eurotiomycetes, Eurotiales, Aspergillaceae. Gene Ontology annotation, molecular function: transmembrane transporter activity. The record is from RefSeq and is a predicted model, not a curated record. Gene Ontology annotation, biological process: transmembrane transport.
GCGGAUGCUGCAUUACAUUCCAAUAUGGACAAACAAGAAACCUCCCAUAUCGAACGAACACUAUCCCCCAGAGACAAACUCUCGCAACUCGAUGCCGUCAAGGACCCCUCCCGUGUUGAUGAAGAAGUCCAAGCAUACGCUUCCCAGGGCCAUAUUGAAAUCGAUGAAUCCGCCAGUCGCCGGCUCCGUGUGAUGAUUGACCGCCGCGUGCUAGUUAUCAUGAUAAUCACAUACUUCCUGCAAGCCCUGGACAAAGGCACCAUGUCUUUUGCGUCUAUUAUGGGUAUCCGCGAGGACACAGGCCUGGAGGGACAGCAAUACUCCUGGCUGACAACGUGUAUCUACAUCGCCGUACUGGUUGUCGAGUACCCGACCAACUGGGUAAUUCAGCGAGUGCCUCUAGCCAAGUAUCUUGGGGCGAAUGUGUGCAUUUGGGGGGCAAUAUUAGCCUUACAUGCGGCUUGCCAUAACUUCACGGGCUUGGUUGCAGUCCGAACGUUGUUGGGAAUCUUUGAGGCAUGUUGCCAGCCUAUCUUUGUGCUUUGCUCAGGCAUGUGGUAUAAACGUGAGGAACAGGCGGCCACGGUGACUUACUGGUACAUGAUGAACGGUGGGCAACAGAUUGUCGGCGGCCUACUAGCCUAUUGUUUCAGUCUCAUCGGCAAAGAUCGCGCCAUCCGAUCAUGGCAAGCCCUAUUCCUGACUUACGGCUGCAUAUCUUUCCUCUGGGGCAUAUUUGUUAUCUACUGGAUGCCUGACUCACCGAUGCGCGCAAAAUGUUUCUCUGAAAGCGACAAGCGACUCAUGGUCGAGCGAGUCCGGUCGAACCAGACAGGCCUUCAGAACAAAACCUUCCGAUCCUACCAGAUGUGGGAGGCAUUUCGCGACCCGCAAACUUGGUGUUACUGUGCCAUUCAAGUGUUCACGACCCUGCCAACAAGUGGAUUAGGAGCUUUCGCGAACAUUGUGAUCAAAGGGUUUGAUUUCACUGAAUUACAGACACAGCUGUUGGCUAUGGUUUUGGGAUUUUACAUUAUCAUUGUCCUGCUGUCGUCGGCGUGGCUCGUCAAGAAGACUGGGCAGAAUCUGCUGGUUAUGUUGGGAUUCAUUAUACCAUCAUUUAUCGGAACGAUCGUCCUCAUGACUGUUGACAACACCACAACAGCUACCAAAGCAGGACUCCUCAUCAGCUACUAUAUCACCCUCUCCUUCUGGUCCGCGCAGACCCUCGCCCUCUCCAUGAUAUCACGGAAUAUAGCCGGCGCUACAAAGAAGUCCACCGUUGUCGCGGCCACCUUUAUCUCCUGGGCUGCUGGGAAUGCAAUUGGUAGCCCUCAAGUAUUCCUGGAGAAGGACGCCCCAAAGUACUUCAUUGCCUUCGGGGUACAUUUAGGCUGCUACUCCAUUAUGACAUUGUGCGUAGUCUUCCUUCGAUUCUAUCUGAAGAGACAGAAUAAGAAGAAAGACGAAAUCUUGCGAGCACAAGGAGUGGAUAACGCGGAUCCAGAUCUAGUAUAUGCGUUUGAAGACAAGACGGAUCGUGAAAAUUUGAACUUUCGGUAUAUGUAUUGAUCGGAUGUUGAAAAGGUUCCUCUAAACGAUAGGGUUGAUCAUUAUAGAAGGACAAUGUAAUAAGAAUAUAAUUCCAGACUGAGUUGGGAUAUCGAUGUGGCGGUUAGUCUUACCAAAGAUGCUUCGAGGCAGUGAGAACUCUUUACUAGUACACGGCGUGAGACAUAAUUCUUUUAGCCAGGGAAUAAAACAGCGGGUUAUUUAUCAACUUGAUGCUUGUAUUGUCUCCAUCAAAUUUGAGAACUGGUCGUCUGAAGGUGCGCAGAAGUCAAAGUUCAGAUCAAAUGGAAUCUCAGAUGAGUCAAAGUUCAUUAAUGGCUCAUCUGGUUGGGGAAAAUUCGUGUUUGCUGGCACAGUAGCUGAGCGUGCUGUCAAUGACAGUAUCUCCCGGGCAAUGAUACCAAUCUCCCGGUAGGUCCGCUUUCCGAGGAUCCAGUGCUCGCUAAGACGUUUCAAUGUACCCAUGGUCAGGCGGAUCUUCUCACGGCUG